Molecule: messenger RNA, 345 nt
Organism: Medioppia subpectinata
Lineage: Eukaryota; Metazoa; Arthropoda; Arachnida; Sarcoptiformes; Oppiidae
Source: the annotation of a GenBank genome assembly
AUGUACGCCAACGCUUCAACUAAUACCAGUGCACAGUCAGCACCCGCUCAGUCAUCCGCAGCCAAACCUCUAUCCAUAACCACUUCUAGAGAAGCGUUUGCCACACAAAAGUCGGCGUCAUUUGAUUUGGUCGAUGCCUGCACUCAGGCAAACCUAUCAUACGAUGUGAUUACAUAUGAUUCUGACGAUGAAAUGGUGAAAUCGCGGCGCGGAAUCCCUUUCGGCGGUCUUCGCAACAAAAAGGGUCACCCGAUAUACUCUCGCGAAGACAUACGCGAACAGUACUGUAUCACCAGAAAAGAGUUGGAUGUCUUGGAGCACAAUCUCCGCGACUCGUCGGCCGCC